AUGGUUGACACGGUGCUCAUCAAGUCAGGACGAGUUCUUGGGCACUUCUACACCAGUAAAGAUGGUUACAUUUGUCGCUUCAGCGCGCACGAAGUUACACGUCAGGCGAUAUACCAGCGCCUAGCGUCGCUGCACUGCCUAGACCCGCAGCUCAACCCCUUCGGCUAUAUUGCUGUGGCACACUAUGCAACUGGCGUCUCCCGGCUACUGAAACGUGCAGAGCUGCAGGAAUUGGCGACAACCAUUUGCGGGCCGUACGAAUUUUCAGACACGUCCCUGGUGGCCUCCCAGCACGAGCAGCUCUUCUGCCUUCAGGCAUACAUCGUACCGCGGCAUGACAUGCGGUACAUCGCGUCAUACGACGUCCAGGAGGGGCCGCUGUGCACCGUUCUCGCGCGGCGCUUCAGCGCCCGCUACACCAACGCUAUGGACGACCCGGCGUCUGUCCUGCUGGAGACGGCAUCCUCCGACCCCGACGAGCCCGCCCGCAGCUCAUCCAACCUCCUGGCCGGCGCCGGCUCCGUUGGCCGCACCACCUCUGGUAUCACCAGCUCCCUACCCGCGCCCCGCCGCGUCAAGGACGAUGUGGCUCGUCUCCUCCAGGCCGCCUCGUCCUUUGUGGAACGCGCACACGGGCAACGCAUCGUGGGGCUGGUGGCCGAGUUUAUCUCGGCAGGCGCGCCAACGCCGGGCAUGCCCUCCGGCGGCGGCCUCGCACUCAUGGCCGUACAUGCCGUACAGCUUGACCCGCGUGCCAGCCGCGGCCGCCUAGGCACAUUUACCGAGCGAUGGACCGAUUACCUAGAAGGCCUUGCGCCGGCCCCCGCGCCACAGGCGCCCACGCGCCGGAAUCAGUCUCCCAGCAUCCUUCGCGCUGGCGACUCGUCGCUGGUGAUGACGGAACGCUCCUCCGGGCUCCUCAUACGGACAUCGCCGUCGUCCGCGGGGUCAACUGGCGUUGGCGGGAUGCUGCCGGUGGGCCGCCACCUUCCCAACGCGGCGCACUCGUCCGCGCUCAAUGGCCAUUACACUCUGCGCAACGCCAUGUCUGCGGCCCGCCCUGGCGGCGGCGGCAACCCGACCUCCAACCCUGCGGCACCCGACAGUUACAACUUGUGGCUGUCCAGGGAGGGUGUUCCCACGGACAGCAUGUCGGCGAAACUGGCAUUGGAGGUGGAGUCUCUCCGCGAGCGGCUCCAGCGGCAAACCGACAUUGCGGUGCGGGCGGAGACGGCCCUGCAGCAGCUGGCAGUCAGCAGCCGCAAGGAAACUAUGGAGCUAAGACAGCAGAUUGAGGAGCUGCGCAUUGAGGUGGGUCGUCUGGGUGAGGCCAAGCGCAAUCUGGCCACGGAGUACGACCGGCUGCGCUCGGAGCGGCUGGGUUUGCAGGCGGGUCGUUCGGAGCUGAGUGGUGAGGUGGAGCGAUUGCGGACGGAGUUGGCGGGGGAGCGGGAGACACUGGCCAAGGCGGUACGGGACGCCACAGCGCGGGAGGAGCAGCUGGAGGCGCAGCUGCGGGUGGCGCGGGAGGAGCGGGAGGAGGCGCUCAAGCAGCUGGGGGGAUUGCGGCGGAGAGUGGAGGAAGAGGGCGAGGUGGUGGAGGCGUUGCGGGGCCAACUGUACGACUACAAGCAGCUUGUGGCGCAGCUCCAAGCCCAGGUCCGCCGCGGUCGCAACAACAAGCAGCUGCUGCAGUCGCUACAGGGUCUCCCCGCCAAUAUUGCCUCAGUGGCCAAUCUCAAUGUGGGCGGCGGCUCAGCGGGCGCCGCGGCAGGUGACGGCACCUCCGCCUCGCGCACCGGCCGCAACACCAAGGACGGCGAGGAGUCGGACGCGGACACGGACGCGGGCGGUGGAGGUGGCGGCGGCAUGGACGGCAACGGCAGUCAGCAGGGUGGGCAGAAGCCGCUGCCGGGCGGCGGAGGCGGCGCGACAGCGCGGCAGGGCGUCGUGGGGGCGGGCUAUGGCGGCCGCAGGUUCACCACCGGGCCCUACAGCCUCCUCGCGGAGAUCCGCCGCAAGCGCCUGGCAGCAGGAAAUGGCCUUCCACUGUUGGGGCUGGAGCGAGCGGACUCAAAAUGCGACGGGCCCACAGGCGGCUCUGCCGCCGCCGGAGCCGCCGCCGCCGGUGGCAGCGGCGGCGCCUUCGGCGCCGCCGUAGCCACCGCCGCGGCUGCAGCCGCUCCUGCCAGCGGCAGUGGUGGCCCGGAGGACACCAGCGGCACCGCCAGCGCCGCCGGCCGCCCGCUCCCCCCAGCAUCUCCCACGGGCAGCAUCAGCGGCACUACGGACGGCCCCGUGUUGAUGAGUAGCGCUUCGCUCAACGGCAAGGCAAUGGUGGUGGGUCUGGGCGCCCGGAAGCCCAAUUACGACAUGGUUCAGGUGUACGACCUCUUCCUUAUGAGCUGGAUGCGGGAGUCCCUCACGCCACGUAUGCUCGAGUGCCACGGCAUCGCGUUGCAGGAGGUGGCGGCGGAGGAGACAGCACUUGCGGAGAUAUUCAACUUCUACGGGCAGCUGGGGCAGGUGGUGUGGCUGGACUCCCGACUGACCAUGAACGAGAAGCAGUUCAUCAAGCUGGCCUGCGAGACGGGGGUUUCGGAGAGCUCGACCAACGACAUGCGGGAGGUGUUUCAGAAGCUGUCGGAUAAGACCGAGUUUGCGUCGGAGGCGGCGUCCAACCACCCGCACCCCUACAUCAACUUUGAACAGUUCCCCGAAGCCGUACUUCGGUUGGCGGCUCUGCGGUACGAGUGGCGGCCGCCGGAGAACCUGGAGGACGCUGAGGAGGAGCUGUACUUCGCCUCCCCGCCCUUCAUGCCGCCCAACCCGAGGCUGUCCCAGCUGGGGGAUGGCGAGGAGGAGCCCCCGCCGCGACCCCCCGAGACAGUGUUCGUGCAGAUCGUCAAGGCCUAUCUCACGGACGAUCUGCUGGUCCGAGCUCGCCGCUUCAAGACCGCGGGCAGCACCCGGGCCAAGUCCAGGUCGCAUCUGAGGACCGCACCACAGGGGCUGUGGCUCAGCUCGAAGUCGCUUACUGCGGGAUCCGCCUCACCUGCGGCGGUCUAG
Molecule: messenger RNA, 3069 nt
Organism: Volvox carteri f. nagariensis
Lineage: Eukaryota; Viridiplantae; Chlorophyta; Chlorophyceae; Chlamydomonadales; Volvocaceae
Exons: 15
Coding region: 1-3069 (1022 amino acids)
Source: RefSeq, a predicted model, not a curated record